This is a messenger RNA of Perca fluviatilis (European perch), 3704 nucleotides long. It is a transcript of the gene ccnd1, whose product is annotated as cyclin D1. Gene Ontology annotation, molecular function: cyclin-dependent protein serine/threonine kinase regulator activity. The coding region runs from base 1 to 879 and encodes 292 amino acids. The transcript is spliced from 5 exons. Gene Ontology annotation, biological process: mitotic cell cycle phase transition; regulation of cyclin-dependent protein serine/threonine kinase activity; positive regulation of G1/S transition of mitotic cell cycle. Gene Ontology annotation, cellular component: cytoplasm; cyclin-dependent protein kinase holoenzyme complex; nucleus. NCBI's taxonomy places the organism in Eukaryota, Metazoa, Chordata, Actinopteri, Perciformes, Percidae. The record is from RefSeq and is a predicted model, not a curated record.
AUGGGGGACCAGCUGCUGUGCUGCGAGGUGGACUCCAUCCGGAGAGCCUACCAGGACGUCAACCUGCUCAACGACCGAGUUCUGCACACCAUGCUGAAGGCAGAGGAAAUCUACCUACCAUCGCCAAACUACUUUAAGUGUGUUCAGAAAGAAAUUGUACCCAAAAUGAGGAAAAUAGUUGCCACCUGGAUGUUAGAGGUCUGCGAGGAACAGAAAUGUGAGGAGGAGGUUUUUCCACUUGCUAUGAACUAUUUGGACAGAUUUUUAUCAGUGGAGGCCACCAGAAAAACAAGACUCCAGCUGCUGGGAGCUACAUGCAUGUUUCUAGCAUCCAAGAUGAAGGAAACUGUGCCCUUAACGGCGGAGAAACUCUGUAUCUACACGGACAACUCUGUCCAACCCGGAGAGCUACUGCAAAUGGAGCUGCUGGUUCUCAACAAGCUGAAAUGGGAUCUGGCUUCAGUCACUCCGCACGACUUCAUCGAGCACUUCCUGUCCAAGCUGAAGAUCUACCCGUCCACCAAGCAGAUCCUCAGGAAACACGCGCAAACCUUCGUGGCUCUCUGUGCUACAGAUGUCAACUUCAUCGCCAGUCCUCCGUCCAUGGUGGCGGCGGGCAGCGUGGUGGCGGCCGUCCAAGGUCUCUAUCUGAAGAGCCAGGACGCCUCGCUGUCCUCCCAGAACCUCACCAACUUCCUGUCGCAGGUCAUUCGCAGUGACCCGGACUGCCUGCGGUCGUGCCAGGAGCAGAUUGAGUCCCUGCUGGAGUCCAGCCUGCGGCAGGCGCAGCAGCACGGCAACACCACAGAGAGCAAACACGUGGACGAGGACGUGGACCUGUCCUGCACACCCACAGAUGUCCGGGACAUCAACAUCUGAAACUGGUGCCAGCCGCGCCGCACGAUAACCUGAUGGUGGAGGGAACGUUGUCGACAGAGGGUGGUGAUGGGCGGGCUGGGGAGGGGGGGUUCCUCAUCUGAACUCAGGGCUCCCCUCCUCCUCCUUCAUCCUGGUGGGCUGCUAUCAUGGCCGACAUGUCACUCACAUGCCCGCUGUCCGCUCCGGCUGCCAAGACGGGACAGAGCUCCCACACCCCGCAACGAAGCCCAAGUGACAUUUCCUGCCAGUGUCCCCUCCCAUCCUGGGAAAAGAAAUGAACACUACAGAAAUGUACAAGAGAGAAAAGACACCAGAUACUGAUGAUCUGCGUGGGCUGGAGUUGAAGCCACAAAACAGACAUUAUUUUAUAAUUCCCUCAAAUAUUAAACUAGGAAUCUUUAAAUUACCGCGGACUCAGCUGGCCUACUAAAACAUCCCGAAGUGUCAUGUACAGUAGGUCCCUGUAGUCUGUGUUCAGGUCUUCAUCUGAAAUCUGACUUUUGUUAGAGAAGAGGCUAUUUUGUUUUCAUUUCUCUAUUGUUAUAUCUAAUGUUUUAGACUUUCUGUCCAAGCUCCCAUGUUUGUCUCGUUGCAGUGCAAACAUUCAUAUAUCCCUGCUUGCUUAUGUUUAGUCACUUUAUCAUAUAUAAUUUUAGACCUCUUAUCAAUUAGUCUUAUACCUCUUUUCUUCCAAGCUUUUUUUUUUUUUUACGAAGUGAGAUACUCUGUUGUUAUGACCCUAGUGACUAUGGACUGUUGAUGUUAAGGCUUGGGCAUACAGUAUGUGAUUCUUUGUCCAUUUCAGCUUGCUGUUAUUUGAUAAGAUCAAAUCAUUGCACGACCAAGCAGAGCAAUCGGCAGUCUGUUAUGUAUCCUUUCUCUGUGUAGUUAUACCUAAACCAUUCCAACUUUGUUUAAAGAGAAAAAAAAAAUAGCACUUUUGGUCAGCACUGCUGGUCGUCUUAAAAAAGAAAAAAAAAAUCGCAGUGAUUUAAUUGAACCGGGGCUGAGCAGGAGUGUUUUGGUGAUGGAGAGUCGGAGCGACACCUGCAGACAGUUGGAUCUGGAUCGGAUUCCUCUAAUGGGACAAAAGAAUAGACCAUUAUGGCAGAAAUACUUUUUCAAAACACGACUGAAUGCUGCUUGAAACUGUCAUGAGUCUCACAGAGCCAAUGGCUUUCUGUAGCUGCCUUCUAAGUCUCAGAUUUGAGUUUUAGUUCAACAGAUGUUUCAUACAGACAAAACUGCUCUUCCAUUCAAAGACCUAUUGUUUCAGUGUGCUGAGCUAGAAAAUAAGUAUUAUUUUUAGAGUUAAAAUAAUACUUUAUUUUUAAUAUAGUAAAACAUAUUAUUUAUUCUUUUUUAUUUUUAUUUUUUUUUAGCUUGCAUUUUCUAUUUUGCGAAUUAACCCAUGGCUCCACCUGCUGUUGAAUCUAUUUCUGCCUGCAGAGCAGCGCUGUCGUCCAGAAAUAUCUGUAAAAACUAAAACUCCACUCCUUUCUCGAAAUUGCCAGGACAGCAUCUCCUCUGUCGUCGCGCCUCAGUUCAAACACUGCUCAUGGAUUCUGGGAAGGGGGAUGAAGCUAAAAGAAAUGUGUUGAGACUAUGAUUUUGCACAGACCUAAAAGACAUGGGCUGCGUUUCUUGGGGACUUGCCGGAAAAAAAAUUAUGGAGAGCAAAGCCGGCAAGCGUACCAAGGGAUGAACAAGCAGCAACAGUGGCAAAAAAAAGGGUAAAGGCUUAACAGGGAGGGGUGUCUUAACGCUGUAGAAUAUAAGUCACGGUUCCUACACAGGAGGGCAGACUUGUCAUGACCAGGUUGAUGUACGCUUUAUAUAUGACGAAGGACAGAUUAGUACGAAAAGGAGACGUCUCUCCAAAUCAAAUUCUGGGAAAAGUAUUGAUUUCUGACUAUGUCAACUGUGUAGGAAACCUGUACGUUAGGUUUCUGAUUGUACAUUAAUGAUAGAGAGUAGGAGAGAAACACUCCUUGUAUUCCGCUGCUAUAGUAAAUGAAUCCCAGCUACGUGUUUUAAAAACAAAACAAAAGCAAAACAGAUGACAAAAACGUAAUGGAUUAAAAAUGAUGCUUUUCUCCUGUUGUUUGCUGCUACAUUUUUGGUGUUUUUUUUUAUACAUAUAAAUGUCAAUAUACUGCCAUUAUAGGUUUGAAUUUUCUCAUAGAAAAUUGUUUUAUUGACAUCCUUGUUGUUUUUAUGUAGAUUCUAUGUGAUCUGUUUUUUUUUUUUUUUUGUAAUUACGUAACAUGAUUUUCUGAACUAUUCCAAAAAAAACCACAAGGAAGAAUGAGACAAUGUAUAGAAAUGCUUUGAUCCACAAUACCUCAUGUGACAGUCAAGAUCUAUCUCAAAUUUGUAGGCUUUUUAUUUGUUUAGUUCUUAUUAUAUUGUACUUGUUGGUUCAGUGCCUACUAGCUCUGAUCAACCUGCUUAAGAUAAAGCAUCCGCAAUGGAAACUAGCGAGUCCAGGGCAUGCUUUGAUACUGGUGCCAUAACAGAAAGUGGGAUAUGUAUAACUCUGUUGAGUGUUAAGCUGUCUCAGUGAAAGAGACUUUAUCCCCCCCUUUAGGCCCAUAGUGGCCUUUUUUCCUUUCCCCUUUUUAUAUUUAUAAAAGGAAAAAAAGCUUUUUGCUCCCAUUUUCAAACUGUCAGUGAGUUGAUUUGAGUUUGUAAAUAGAUCAGUGUCGUGCUCGGUAAGCCAUAGACUGUUUUUUUGUUACAGAUCAUUCCACACAGUUGUGUCUACUUCAUGCCAAUUGUCUGCAACUUGUCGUCUACACAAUAAAAACAUGAAUUAGAUGGAG